AUGCCCUCGUCCAAGUUGACCCGGGAGCUGCACGGCCGCCUCCUGCACCGCUUCCCGGCCCUCUUUACCGACCUCGACGCCAGUGCAUCGGGCAGCGCCGCAGGCCCGAGCAGCUACGGCGCGACCGACGGUGCACCGGCGCCUGCCGACGAUGGCCUGCAGAAGCUCGGCGCCGACCCGAGCAAGAUCGAGCCCAAGGUCUGGCUCGCCUCGGAGCGCACCCUCCUGUCGUGGUUCCGCGUGUCGCUCCUCCUGUCGUCGUUCGCGCUCGCCCUGUUCAACUCGGCCGGGCCGCGCGACUACGCGUCCAAGUCGAUGGGCGUCUGCUACGCCGUCAUCGCCUGCGGCAUGCUCGCGUACGCGUGGGUCAUGCACCGCAUCCGGCGGUACCGCAUCGUCAUGCGGUACCCGGGCCACCACGACGAGCCGUACGGGCCCGUCGUCGUGUGCGGCCUCAUCUUUGUCGCCGUCCUCGUCAACUUUGUACUGCGCGUCCGGCACCGUGAGGACCUUCGCGACACGCCGUCGCCCAAGAACCCGUGGGUGACAACGAUGGAGCUCGUUUGGGUCGGGCUCAACCUUCAGGCGCCGUCGUCGCCUCUCUAGAUCGCGAUCUCUGCCUUUUUUCGUAGCCGCGCUGCAGCGUCGUCCCUCUUUCCCGGUCUC
Rhodotorula graminis WP1 is the source of this 666-nucleotide messenger RNA. RefSeq lists its product as uncharacterized. The record is from RefSeq and is a predicted model, not a curated record. The transcript is spliced from 4 exons. Gene Ontology annotation, cellular component: fungal-type vacuole membrane; vacuolar transporter chaperone complex. Lineage: Eukaryota; Fungi; Basidiomycota; Microbotryomycetes; Sporidiobolales; Sporidiobolaceae. The coding region runs from base 1 to 606 and encodes 201 amino acids.